Molecule: messenger RNA, 930 nt
Organism: Rotaria sp. Silwood2
Lineage: Eukaryota; Metazoa; Rotifera; Eurotatoria; Philodinida; Philodinidae
Source: the annotation of a GenBank genome assembly
AUGGGUUGCGUGCUUUGCAAGACAACGACGAUUAUUCGAGCGGUUGCCGAUCCCUUACUUGGACAAAAAAUGAAUCAAAAAGUUAUAGAUAGAGAAUCAUCAUCUAAGUCAAACACUUCUAUUAGACAGUCACAGAUCAAGGAAAAAUCAGCCUCGAAUGAUUCCAAAGAAGAAAUAACUGCCACUAGACCAACAACUGCUAAUACAACGAAAUCAACUGUUCCUAUAGAAAUCAUUUCUCGCAUAACAUCAAGCCAGUUAAAUAAAUUAAACACGCAUGACGAUAUAGAUGCUAGUUCAACAUUGACCGAAUUACAAGAGGUAGUAAUGCAGAGAAAAGUUGUCAAGGAUAUCAUUGUUGAGUCAUUCACAUCAGAUAUACUAGAAGACUUUUAUCCUAAUGAAACGCCGAGUAAGUCACAUUGGUCAUAUAUUCGUUUUGAUAACAAUGCCAGUUCGUUAUCAUCGACUAAUGUCGAAAAGACGAUACUACCUCAAGAAACUUUCGUUAGAUUUAUAUCCACAAGACCAAAACACUCUAAUACUCAUCAACAACCAUCUUUAAAUGAUGUACCCAGUGAUUCCGAUGAAUCUUAUCCAUUUUAUAAAAGUAUUUGUAGUUCAACGUCGUCAAAUUCCGAAGGCUUAUCAAUACAACAAGAAAUCGUCGAUCAAGAAACAUUGAUUGAUACAGAAACUAUUCAAACUCAACAAAAAACUAUUGCUAAUGAAAAAUCGAACAAGCUAGAUAAGACGGAUUUACAUUUCGAAGAUAAAUCUAGUUCUAUAUCAAGUGAUUCUAAAAAAAUGACGAUACAUAAAGAACUUAUGGUUAAAUCUGUAUCUCCUAAUCAAAUCCACAGGUCAACUAUUCAACAAAAAAGCCUUACUUUAGAAAUUUCAAGUGAUUUGACUGAAGUCGAGAUAUAA